CCGUCGUUUGCAGUUUUCAAUUCUCUAACAACAACAUUUCCUAUCACUUCAUAAAACUGUUCUUGCACGCUACUCGGUCUUCACAAAGUCAAUAAUCCUCUCGUCCUUAUUAUUUAAAAAUAGCAUGUUUAAUACAUGGUACAACAUUCUUGCCUUUAUUGCUCUAAUGUGUGGUGUCAUCAUAUAUGGUGCUUUACUACUAAGUGAGAAGCUGAGAACCAUUUAUCCACUAAACUAUAUUUUAUUGGCGCUAUCGUUCAUUUCAUUGUGGGCGGGUGUUCGAUUUUUGUACAAUGAUUAUGUGUCAUUCCUUAUAUCAUUUGCAAUAACAGCAGUGAUCUCGGCAAUUGUAAUUGCUCUCUGUUGGAAGUUGAGUAAUUUGACAACAAAGGGAUUAAUCAUAUUCGUGACGAUAGCAUCUGUACUCGCCUUUUCGGGAUUCAUUCUGCUUUACUUUCGAGAAAGGAUAUACGUGAGAAUUCUCGCCGGUUUAUGUUUGUGUUCUGCAGCAACUCUGAUUUUGUUUACUGCAGUAUGUGGACUGAAGAACCAAUUGGAAAAAUUGUCCUCCAGGUUCAUGAGGAUAUUGGAGUUUUUUAAUAUAUUCGUAACAAUAAUUGGACUUUUCGCUGCAAUAUCAAUGUGCUUUGAUUGAGGAGGGGAAUCACACAAUGAAAGAUCAUAAUUUGCAUGAAUCUUUUGAACUCUUAAAUUAUGUAAUAUAUUCAAUUUACAUUUUGCAUAGUAAUUCAUUUCUUCUUACUGAAGUGUUCUCACAGAUUUGUU
This is a messenger RNA of Trichobilharzia szidati, 786 nucleotides long. Lineage: Eukaryota; Metazoa; Platyhelminthes; Trematoda; Strigeidida; Schistosomatidae. The record is from the annotation of a GenBank genome assembly.